AUGCAACGAUCUCAGUCGGCUGUGGACUUUUCCAGCCUCUUAAAUCCCGCCAGCGUGGACGACAGGGAAGUCAACAACAGCAACAUGGCCAGCGCAGCCGUGACCGUCAUCAAGCCCAACGGGCCUCUGCCCGGAACACAGUCGUCGGAGAACUCGAAUGAGCUCCCUCGCCCCUACAAGUGUCCCCUCUGCGACAAGGCCUUCCACCGCCUCGAGCACCAGACCAGGCACAUCCGCACCCACACGGGCGAGAAGCCCCACGCCUGCCAGUUCCCCGGAUGUAGCAAGAAGUUCUCGCGCUCGGACGAGCUGACCCGCCACUCGAGGAUACACAACAAUCCAAACUCGAGGAGGGGGAACAAGGGACAGCAACCUCACCAGCAGAUGGGCCACCACACCAUGGGAAGCGUGGGCGUGAGCGCCAUGGGUCACGAGGGCAUGAUGGCACCCCCCCCGGCCCCCAAGGCUAUCCGCUCGGCCCCCCCCUCGGCGCUGACGUCUCCCAACGUGUCGCCGCCUCACUCGUACUCGACCUUUGCCCUGCCCCCGCACCAGCCCCCGGUGUCGCACCUGCACCGGUCGACGGCGGCGGGCGGCGACAUCUCGAUGCUGGCCAAGGCGGCCCACCAGGUCGAGCGCGAGAACAACAUGGGCGGCGCGUACCACCCGCACCACUCGAGCAGCAGCAGCAGCAGCAUCAGCAGCAUGGGCGGUAGCAGCGGCGCCAGCACCCCCGGCGGCGGCCGUCACCACCCGUACUACCACCACCACAACUCGGGCCGCGGCCACCUGCCCACGCUGUCGGCUUACUCCAUGUCGAGGUCGCAUUCCGGCGCCGACGACUCGCACGGCGGCGUGCCCGACGAGCACUACAACGGCGCCCUGCGCAAUAUCAAGAGGUCGAGGCCCAACUCGCCCAACUCGACGGCUCCCUCGUCCCCCACCUUCUCACACGACUCCCUCUCCCCGACGCCGGACCACACCCCCAUCGCCACGCCGGCCCACUCGCCCCGCCUUCGUCCCUUCUCCGGCUACGAGCUCCCCAGCCUGCGCAGUCUCUCGCUCCAGAACCACACGACGCCCGCCCUGGCCCCCAUGGAGCCCAGCUUCGAUAUGGCUAACCAGCCCCAUCACGGCCCGGCCUCGGCCAACAACGGUGGCGCCGGCAACCUGCAUCAGCCCCCCCGCACCACCGGCUCCUCGCUGACCGACAUCCUCAGCCGUCCUGACGGCAGUCAGAGGAAGCUUCCCGUACCCAAGGUGACGGUGCAUGACAUGCUCUCUGACACUGCCAUCAGCCACUCCGGUCGCAGCUCGAGUAGUACCAGUCUCGCGGGGGGGGAUCUGGCUGAGAGGCUGUAA
This is a messenger RNA of Geosmithia morbida, 1362 nucleotides long. RefSeq lists its product as uncharacterized. The coding region runs from base 1 to 1362 and encodes 453 amino acids. The transcript has a single exon. The record is from RefSeq and is a predicted model, not a curated record. NCBI's taxonomy places the organism in Eukaryota, Fungi, Ascomycota, Sordariomycetes, Hypocreales, Bionectriaceae. Gene Ontology annotation, molecular function: RNA polymerase II cis-regulatory region sequence-specific DNA binding. Gene Ontology annotation, cellular component: nucleus; cytoplasm.